Messenger RNA from Salvia miltiorrhiza (redroot sage), 2720 nucleotides. RefSeq lists its product as uncharacterized. The record is from RefSeq and is a predicted model, not a curated record. The coding region runs from base 233 to 2530 and encodes 765 amino acids. NCBI's taxonomy places the organism in Eukaryota, Viridiplantae, Streptophyta, Magnoliopsida, Lamiales, Lamiaceae. Gene Ontology annotation, molecular function: methyltransferase activity. The transcript is spliced from 24 exons.
CCUAUGUUUUGGCGAAAGAAGGUGUGGAUGUGGUGCUGUAUGAGAAGGAGAAUAGCCUAGGCGGUCAAGCCAAGACUGCUAUUGUUCAUCACACUCCUCUCGAUUUACGUUUCAUCAUUUUUACUCAGGCUAUGUAUCCGGAAGUGAUGGAACUAUUUGAGAGUGUUGGAGUUGAAACUGACGUCUCUGACAUUUCAUACUCUGUGAGCUUGGAUCAAGGCCAUGGUUAUGAAUGGGGCACUCGAAAUGGACUCUCCAGUUUGUUUGCACAAAAAAGAAUGCCCUGAAUCCAUGGUUUUGGAAAAUGAUUAGGGAAAUCACUAAGUUCAGAGACGACGCCUCUCUUUAUGUUGAAGAGCUCGAUAACAAUCCGGAUAUUGACCGGAAUGAAACGCUGGGGACCUUCGUCCAAUCCCGUGGUUACUCUGAGUUAUUUCAGAAAGCUUUUCUUAUUCCAAUUUGUGCUUCUAUUUGGUCAUGCUCUUCAGCAGUGAUGACCUUCUCUGCCUAUUUAACACUUUCGAUCUUGCGUAAUCACGACAUUCUGGAGCUUCUUGGUCUCACCAAGCUUACACCGAAGUGGCUUUCACGAAGUUAUGUGGAUGGGAUUAAAAAAGAGCUGGAAAGCAGAGGCUGUCAAGUGAAAACUAAUUCUGAAAUAUAUUCAGUUUUUACCAAUGACAAGGGUUGUGUUAUUACAUGUAAAGAUGGGUUGGAAGAAGCAUAUGACGGGUGCAUAGUUGCUGCACAUGCUCCUGAUACUCUCAAGAUCUUAGGAAAGCAUGCGACAUAUGAUGAACUAAGAAUACUCGGUGCUUUUCAAUAUGCCUGCAGUGAUAUUUUCCUUCAUCACGACGAAUAUUUCAUGCCCAAAAUCCGAGCAGCAUGGGGCUCAAGGAAUUUUCUUGAAAUUAUAACGUAUUGGAUAAACAAUGUCCAGAAUAUUUGUGAACCAGGGGUUCCAUUUUUCUUGACUCUAAAUCCACCUCAUACACCUAUAAAGACAUUGUGUAAGUGGUCAACUAGCCACCCAAUACCUUCAGUUGCUGCAUCCAGAGCUUCGUCUGAGCUCAGUCUUAUCCAAGGAAAGAGGGGACUCUGGUUCUGCGGAGCAUAUCAAGGUUAUGGCUUCCCUGAAGAUGGAGUAAAGGCAGGCAUACUUGCUGCAAAUAGCUUGCUUCGGAAACAUUAUACUUCUCCACACAAUCCCACACGCAUGGUUCCAUCCUUGCUUGAAAAUGGGGCUCGUGUUCUUGUUACUAGGUUUCUUCAGCGCUUUAUUGCUACUGGAUGUCUAAUUUUAAUGGAAGAAGGAGGUCAAAUACUCACCUUUGAAGGUACAAGAAAAAAGAGCCCUUUAAAAGUCAGUUUGAUAGUUUGCAAACCGCAGUUCUAUUGGAAGGUUGUUACAGGGUCUGAUUUAGGUUUUGCUGAUGCCUACAUUGAUGGUGACAUUUACUUUGCUGAUGCAAAUGAAGGCCUUCUUAACUUUCUUCUGCUGAUUAUAGCAAACACAGAAUUGGAUUAUUAUACCUCAAACUUGAACAAGGGAAGGGGAUGGUGGACAAAUUUCUCUCACACUUCUGUAGUUGCUUCUGCAAAAAAAUUCAUCAAGCGUGUUUCCAGGAAGAACACGCUAUCUCAGGCCCCGCGUAACAUCUCGCAGCAUUAUGACCUAAGUAAUGAGCUAUUUUCUCUAUUUAUGGAUGAAACAAUGAUGUACUCUAGCGCAAUAUUUCAGAAUCAAGGUGAGGACUUGAAGAAUGCACAGCUCAGGAAAAUUCAUACCUUGAUUGAAAAGGCAAGAAUUAAUAAAGAUCAUCACAUUCUAGAGAUUGGAUGUGGUUGGGGAAGUUUCGCAUUUGAAGUAGUAAAAAAAACAGGAUGCAAAUAUACUGGCAUUACAUUGUCAGAAAAGCAGCUGCAAUAUUUGGAACCAAAAGUAAAGGAAUCAGGUCUUCAGGACCAAAUUGAAUUUCUUCUGUGUGACUACCGCCAACUGCCUAACAACUCCAAAUAUGAUAGGAUAAUAGGAUGUGAGAUGAUAGAACACGUUGGGCAUGAAUUCUUGGAAGAGUUUUUUAAAUGCUGUGAAUCUUCAUUGGCUGACAAUGGCAUUCUCGUUCUUCAGUUCAUAGCAGUAGCUGAUGAGAAAUAUGAUGAGUGGAGGAGCAGCGAUGGAUUCGCCACGGAAUACAUAUUCCACGGUGGUUGUCUGCCUUCACUUAACAGAGUAAUAUCUGCAAUGGCUGCCUCAUCCAGACUUAGCGUGGUGCACCUAGAAGAAAUAGGAUGUCAUUAUUUCCCCACCCUCAAAUGUUGGCGACACAACUUUCUCCAAAACAAAAGUAAAAUUCUUGAUCUUGGAUUUGAUGAGAAGUUCAUACGGACGUGGGAAUACUAUUUUGACUAUUGUGCUGCUGGAUUCAAAUAUUGUGUUAUUGGAGAUUAUCAGAUUGUAUUCAAUAGACCUGGUGAUGUUGCUGCAUUGGGGAGUGCUCCAUACAACCCUCUGCCUUCUACCAGCUGAUUUCUCAGGAUGGUCUGCUGUCAGUUAGUUGAAAUAAAGGCUUGAUGUUUUAGUCUUUAAGUACUAUUAAUAAAUUAUGAGUAAAAUUAGGGUUAAAUAUAUGUAAUAUUACAAACUUUAGCCGAAAUACAUUUUGUCUACAAAUUUUAAAAAUUUUAUGUUUUUAUCACAAACUUUCACAUUUGUUCAA